Messenger RNA from Patella vulgata (common limpet), 5931 nucleotides. Its product is annotated as alpha-L-fucosidase-like. Bases 124 to 1494 code for a protein of 456 amino acids. Gene Ontology annotation, cellular component: lysosome. The transcript is spliced from 7 exons. The record is from RefSeq and is a predicted model, not a curated record. NCBI's taxonomy places the organism in Eukaryota, Metazoa, Mollusca, Gastropoda, Patellidae. Gene Ontology annotation, biological process: fucose metabolic process; glycoside catabolic process. Gene Ontology annotation, molecular function: alpha-L-fucosidase activity.
UAUUGACCUAGUUAUAGUUUCUGUCAUGUGACAGGUGUUGAAAGCUAUCUAAUUCCUGUAUGUGAAAAGAUCAAUUUUAAACCUGCAUAGUCUCUAGAUAAUAUAUGAUUAAUCAAUGAAGACAUGGCUGAAGUAAGGUUGUUUUGUAUUUUACUGCUUUUAGCAGUUUGUACAGCUGUUAGAUAUGAACCCAAUUGGGAAUCUCUUGAUGCAAGACCCUUGCCAUCAUGGUAUGAUCAGGGUAAAAUAGGUAUUUUCUUACAUUGGGGGGUAUUCUCUGUACCAAGUUAUCAGACUGCCUGGUUUUGGUGGUAUUGGAAAUCGGUGAAGGAACUGACUGUGGUUGAUUUCAUGAAACAGAAUUACAGAGCUGAUUUCACUUAUGCUGACUUUGCUCCGAUGUUUAAAGCAGAAUUUUUUAAUCCUGACCAAUGGGCUGAUAUAUUCAAUGCUUCAGGCGCUCAAUAUGUUGUCUUGACAACUAAACAUCAUGAAGGUUUCUGUAACUGGCCAUCAAAGUAUUCCUGGAAUUGGAAUGCUGGAGAUGUUGGUCCUAAAAGAGAUUUAGUUGGUGAUUUAGCCAAGUCUAUCAGAAACAGAACCAAGAUUCACUUUGGUGUUUACCAUUCUUUAUUUGAAUUCUUUAAUCCGCUAUUUCUCCAGGAUCAAGCCAAUAACUUUACCACACAGAACUUUGUCUCAGACAAGACAAUGCCAGAAUUGUAUGAACUAGUUAAUAAUUAUAAACCCGAUGUAAUUUGGAGUGACGGAGAUUGGAUGGCUAAUUCAUCAUACUGGAAUGCUACUCAUUUCCUCGCAUGGCUCUAUAAUGACAGUCCUGUGAAAGAUACAGUAGUUACCAACGAUAGAUGGGGUUUAGAUACCAACUGUAAACAUGGUGGAUUUUUAGAUUGUCAUGAUAGUUAUAACCCAGGUGUACUACAGAAGAGGAAAUGGGAGAACUGUAUGCAUGUUGAUAGAUAUGCCUGGACUUUCAGACGGCGAUUAAAUAUAGGGGAUAUCUUAGACAUGCAUUCUCUUCUUCAAGAAGUAAUUGGAACUAUUAGCUGUGGAGGAAACAUAUUGAUAAAUGUUGGUCCGACAAGCUACGGGGAAAUUGCUCCAAUAUUUGAAGAACGUCUACGUCAGAUGGGAGAAUGGUUAAAAGUAAAUGGAGAAUCCUUAUAUGGUAGUAAACCGUGGAGUCAUCAAAAUGACACGGUUACUCCUGGUAUCUGGUAUACCUCUAAAGAUGGACCUACUGGACCAGUGGUGUAUGCAAGUGUUCCACAGUGGCCUGCAACUGGAGAACUGUUUCUAGGGGCUCCGAUGCCGUCCUCUUCUACUAAAGUCACUUUAUUGGGUUAUCCUAAAAUAUUUGAUUUUAACCCUGGUGUGAGUGGAGGUCUGACUAUCUCGAUUCCGACCAUCUCUGUUAAUGAUAUGCCUUGUGAAUGGACCUGGGUUUUUAAACUAGAAGGAAUAAAGAAUUAAGAUAUUAUAGGUCACUUUUAAAUAAUUCUUUUAAAUAAUGCAAGUAAUUAUGUAGACAUAUCCUUUCCAUAAGUAUAACACGUUCCCGAAUGUCAAUGUUACGUACCUGCGACAGGUAAAUUACAACGUUUUCCGUUAGUAGUUGUAACUUUCUGCCAAUAAACAAACCGUGAUGUAAUGUUAGUCCCUCUUCCCAUAUUCUAGUGUAUAUUUCUAGCUAUAAGCAGAAGGACUAAAAUCACGUCACGGCUUAAGUUGUUUAUUGGCGAAAAGUUACAACUACUCACAGAGAACGUUAAAAUUUACCUGUGGCAGGUAACAUUGCCAUUCAGGAUCAAGUUAUACUUAUGGAAAGGAUAUGUUAACAUAAUUGCUUGCAUUAUUUAAAAAAAUUUAUGAAGCUUUUCCAGUGACCUUUAAAUUUAAGUUUUAAUUAUGACUAUUAAUUGUUCAUAGAAAAGAAACUUAUUAUUUUUUUGGUAUUCAAUACUCCAUGCUUGUUAUAUCUAUACAAAUGAGAAUUUAAUUAUUGAUGCUGUUAUUGUUUCAAAAUCGGAUUUAAUGGUAUUUUUAUUUUUUUAUUUGUAGUUGUAGAUUUUAAUUAAAAUAUUAAAAUGGGAUUUUUUUAUGUUAAUUUUUUUUUUAAAAUUAAUUUUCAUUAUUUUAUGUUAAUUUUUUUAAAAAAUUAAUUUUUAUUAUUUGCAACUGUAGUUUUAUUUCAAAUGUUUCAUAAGCUUUAACAUCCUGGGUCCUGAUUUGUAUAAUUUUUUGUUUGAAUUGGAGAGAGGGAGAGAGAGAGAGAGAGAGAGAGAGAGUUUAACCUCCACUCCACACAAACUAGGUUGAACUCUAUUUCAAUAAUUUGCUUGUGCUAGAGGUCUUUAGCAGUGGGAGUUUUUAACUAUUAUAGUGAGAACUGUCAGCGCUUUAACUAAUCUCCCAUAAUGUAUCUUUAAUUGUAUUCACAUUAACAUGUUAUUGUCCCCCGCCUUUCGAAGAAAGCAGGGGACUAUUAAAAUGGGUUCGUCCGUCUGUCUGUCUGUCCGUCUGUCUGUCCGUCACACUUUUUGGGACACAAUAACUCUCUUCCUAAUUGAGCUAGAAUGUUCAAACUUGGUGUAUGUGUUUAUUAGGUCAAUGCCUUGAUGGAGUUCGAAGAUGAGCAUUUUCCGCUUAGGGUAAGCAGAGAUAAGCAAUUUGAUUGGUUGAUGCUUUGGGACACGAUAACUUUAGUUCUAAUUAAGUGAGAUUGAUGAAACUUGGUGUAUAGUUUCAUUACAGUAAUACCUUGACUAAGUUUGAUAAUGAGCAUUUUCUGCUCAGGGUAAGCAGAGCGAUGCGCAAUUUGAUUGGUCGAGACUUUGGAAAACAAUAACUCUCCUACUUUGAUUGUCCCCCGCCUUUCGAAGAAAGCAGGGAACUAUUAAAAUGGGUUCGUCCGUCUGUCUGUUUGUCUGUCUGUCCGUUCCGCUUAUGGUAAGCAGAGAUAAACAAUUUGAUUGGUUGAUCUUCGAAUUGAGUAAAUGUUCAUGCUUAUUGUCCCCCGCCUUUCGAAGAAAGCAGGGAACUAUUAAAAUGGGUUCGUCCGUCUGUCUGUUUGUCUGUCCGUUCCGCUUAGGGUAAGCAGAGAUAAACAAUUUGAUUGGUUGAUGCUUUGGGACACUAUAACUUUAGUUCUAAUUAAGUAGAUAAACAAUUUGAUUGGUUGAUGCUUUGGGACACUAUAACUUUAGUUCUAAUUAAGUGAGAGUGAUGAAACUUGGUGUAUAGUUUCAUUACAGUAAUACCUUGACUAAGAUCGAUAAUGAGCAUUUUCUGCUCAGAUUAAGCAGAGCGAUAAGCAAUCUGAUUUGCUGAGACUUUGGAACACAAUAACUCUCCUUCGAAUUGAGUUAAAAUGUUCAAAAUUGGUGUGUAUGCUUAUUGUCCCCCGCCUUUCGAAGAAAGCAGGGGACUAUUAAAAUGGGUUCGUCCGUCGUCUGUUUGUCCGUCACACUCCUUCGAAUUGAGUUAAAAUGUUCAAAAUUGUUGUGUUUCACCUACUCUCAUCCUCCCAUGAGAGUGUGCUAAAAUUGUUUUUCACCUACUUGACUCGAAUCAUCCUCUCAUGAGAGUGUGCUAAUAUUGUUUUUCACCUACUUGACUCUCAUCAUCCUCUCAUGAGAGUGUGCUAAUAUUGUUUUUCACAUCCCCUCAUCAUCCUUCCAUGAGAGUGUGCUUACAUUGUUUUUCACCUCCCCUCACCCUCCUCUCAUGAGAGUGUGCUAUUGUUGUGUUUCACCUACUCUCAUCCUCCCAUGAGAGUUUGCUAAUAAUGUGUUUCACCUACUCUCAUCAUCCCCUCAUGAGAGUGUGCUAAUAUUGUUUUUCACCCACUCUCAUAAUCCUCCCAUGCGAGUGUGCUAAUUUUUUUUUCACCUACUCUCAUCAUCCUCCAAUGAGAGUGUGCUAAUAUUGUUUUUCACCUACUCUCAUCCUCCUCCCAUGAGAGUGUGCUAAUAUUGUUUUUCACAUCCCCUCAUCCUCAAGUAAGAGUGGGCUAAUGUUGUUUUUUACCUUCGCUCAUCCUCCUCCCAUGAGAGCGUGCUAAUAUUGUUUUUCAGCUAAUUAAUUAUAGAAAUUUAUGUAGAUACCGUAAGUAACAAUCAUAACAAACAAUAUCCAGAACUGUAUAAAUACUACAGAAUUAUGAUCAACUAAAGAAGUAUAAAGUCAAGAGUUAGUAUAAGUGUCGCCUGUUAUCUGUAUCUCCUACCUAACUUGUUUCCUUCAUGGAGCCACCUUCAUAUUUAUACUAAUGAAGGUGUUACCCCUAGAUACAUACAUUACAAUAAAGAAUACAAAGACGAUUCUAGAAAAAAGGCUUAUAAAUCUGAACUGUACAUGGAUUAAAAUACAAUUUAGACAUGGAUUAAAGUAUACAAAGAAGAUUCUAAAUAAAGGAAAUAGGCUUAUAAAUGUUAACUGUACAUGGAUUAAAAUACAAUCAUCACAUUAUAUCCCAUUCUUAUUAGACUACUUAUUAAGAGGACUAUGCUCCAAGAUGUCAUAUCAGUAUUAUGGUAAACCAUAAUUAAUUAAACCAUGGAAAGAUAAUUAUAUAGGGUUUUGACAGACCAUGGUGACACAAACCUGGGACAUUCUGAUCAUUACUCCUGACCACUAAUCCAUUAACUACCAAAUUAUGUUUGAAGAACAUAUCCUCAAUUUUUUACUGUUAGAUAAAGGGAGAGAGAGAGAAAUGGGGUUUAACGUCCAUUGACACAAACUAGGUCAUUUUGGGACUAACAUAUGGUUUAAUUUUAUUUACAUAAUUCACUUGCGCGUAGGGGUCUUUAGCAGUGGGAGGAAACCGGAGGACCCGGAGAAAACCCACGAUGUUGGACAGGCGACCCUACUCCUUGCCACGUACAACCGGGGAUUCGAAACCACGCCAGUCGACUCAAUGACAGACUUUAUGAUACAGCGUGCGCACGCUAACCAUUCAGCCAUCCAACCCCCCUGUUAGAUAAAGGGAAAAUAUAUGCUAUUGAGUGCCAUUAAUACUUAUUAGUGCAUUAUUUUUUUAUUGAUAUUUUAUAUUUAUUAAGUACUUAAAUUAGUUGUUGAGUCUUAAACAUUCCAUAUACUUGUGCUUUUAUAUUUUUUUUAUGUUUUUGGAAUAAGAGAAUAUUGGUUCGAACCUAAUUCUUCUGUUUUAUUAUACUCAUUAAGGGAUCUAAACCUCUAACUGUAUAUUCUCAAUAAAAUUUAAAAUUAAAAACUUGAAUAAAAAUUUGAUGUUGGUCAAUUCCAAUCAAUAUUGAUGUUGUUAUCUUGCCGUGAAAACAUGGGAUCCUAAUAUCCAUAUAUUUAAGGCAUAAUGAACAUCUUAAAAUCAGUUUUGUAUUCUAUAUGGUUUCGAGGCAAUUUGUAAUGAACAAAGAAAGAAAUAUCCUACAAGAGAAUUCAGAAGUAAUUAUUAGUCUGAUUCACAAGAUUAAUAUGUAUAUUUUAAGGUUCCAUAAAGAAUACAGCCAUAGCCCUUUUAAAAAAAUGACCACAGUAGCUAGUGUUAUACUUUUAUAUCGAUUUCCAACUGCCAAUUUAAGGGUCCCUUACCAGGCCCUAUCCUGACCUGCAUUAUUUGCAUCACUGACAAGGGGGGACCAUCCUGAAAAAUAAUAUACUGCAGCUCCCCAAGCACAAUUUUCUCACAGAGCCAGUACCUUUCCCUCCAACUGAGCCGUUGAUCCUAUAUUAUAGAUUAGGUCAUCCAUUCAAACAUUUAUUAAAUUGCAUAUAUUUAAACAAUAAUUUAUUGUACUUAUAAACAAUAUAUAUAAUCUUGGUUUUAUUUGAAAUUUCACAUUUGUCGACAAUAUAAAUUUUAUCUUUAUACCAUAUACUGAUUUAAAAAAAACAACCCAAUGGCCCAUGCGGCCAUGGAUCACAAUG